Molecule: messenger RNA, 798 nt
Organism: Arabis nemorensis
Lineage: Eukaryota; Viridiplantae; Streptophyta; Magnoliopsida; Brassicales; Brassicaceae
Source: the annotation of a GenBank genome assembly
AUGGACCACCUGUGUGUGAACCGAUAUGAAAAGAAAGGACCAUGGACUGCAGAAGAAGACAGGAAGCUCGUAAACUUCAUCCUCACCAAUGGACAAUGUUGUUGGAGAGCUGUUCCUAAGCUUGCUGGUCUUCUUAGGUGUGGCAAAAGUUGCAGACUCCGUUGGACAAAUUAUCUCCGACCAGACCUUAAGAGAGGUCUUCUCUCUGAUUACGAAGAGAAGAUGGUCAUUGGCCUCCAUUCCAAGCUUGGCAACAGGUGGUCAAAGAUAGCUUCUCAUUUACCAGGAAGAACAGACAACGAAAUCAAGAACCAUUGGAACACUCACAUCAAGAAGAAGUUAAGGAAAAUGGGGAUAGAUCCUCUCACUCAUAAACCACUCUCCAUCGUUGAACAAGAACCAAUUGAGCAGCCUCUUGAGGAACCAACUAGCAAGAAGAAGAACAUGUCCGAAACGGUGACAAGACUUGGGGGGUCUUUGGAUAAUGAUCAGGUCAUGGCCAUAAAUCUUGAGUAUGGCGUCGAAGAUGUUCCUCUGAUUGAUGCAGAGUCUUUAGAGCUUAUCUGCAGCAACUCUACAAUGUCGUCAUCCACAUCCACGUCUUCGAAUUCUUCCACGGAAUUACAGUUUCCGGAUUUCGAUUGGUCGGAUUACGGUAAUAAUGAUAAUAGCAAUGGUGUGGACAACAUUAUAGAGAACAAUAUGAUGAGCCUGUGGGAUGUUGAUGACUUUAGCAGUUGGGAUUUGCUGCUAAAUGAUUAUAUUCCUCAGAGUUCUUCCACUUUUGGGUUGUUUUGA